AUGCCUACGAUUGGACUUAUGGGGAAGGUGUGGGACUCUGAGUCCCUUUUUAGGAAUUACUGGAUUUACGCAAUAUACCCUCUGUGGAACAAUGGGCAGUUACCGGAAGAUGCUAAGCUUCAAGGCUUUGGAAUAUGGAGACAUUUAGGGAAAACUGCUACAGCUCUUCAGCCAACACAGCCAAAAACUCCCAUUGGAGGAUCUAAACAAACUGCACCAAUGGCCAAGUCUAAGACCCCUGUAAAGACCCCAAAGCCAGACACUGAGAGCUCAGAGGAGGACUCUGAAAGUGAUGAGGAACUAGCUUCUAAGAAACCUGCCACAGCUCUUCUAUCAACACAACCAACAACUCCCAGCAGGGGGUCUAAACAGUUAGCAGUGAUGGCCAAAUCUAAGACACCUGUAAAGGCCCCACAACCACAAAUUGAGAGCUCGGAGGAGGACUCUGAAAGUGAUAAGGAGCCAGCUUCUAAGAAACCUGCCACAGCUCUUCCAUCAACACCAACGCCAAAAACUUCCAGUGGGGGAUCUAAACAAACAGCAGUAAUGGCCAAGUCCAAGUCACCCGUAAAGGCCCCACAGCCAGACAGUGAGAGCUCUGAGGAGGACUCUGAAAGUGAUGAGGAACCAGCUUCUAAGAAACCUGCCACAGCUCUUCCAUCAACACCAACGCCAAAAACUUCCAGUGGGGGAUCUAAACAAACAGCAGUGAUGGCCAAGUCCAAGUCACCCGUAAAGGCCCCACAGCCAGACAGUGAGAGCUCUGAGGAGGACUCUGAAAGUGAUGAGGAACCAGCUUCUAAGAAACCUGCCGCAGCUUUUCCAUUAGCACAGCCAAAAACUCCCAGUGGGGGAUCUAAACAGACGGCAGCAAUGGCCAAGUCUAACACACCAGUAAAGACCCCACAGCCAGACACUGAGAGCUCAGAGGAGGACUCUGAAAGUGAUGAGGAACCAGCUUCUAAGAAACCUGCCACAGCUCUUCCGUCAACACAAACGCCAAAAACUUCCAGUGGGGGAUCUAAACAGACGGCAGCGAUGUCAAAGUCACCAGUAAAGGCCCCACAGCCAGACAGUGAGAGCUCGGAGAAAGACUCUGAAAGUGAUGAGGAGCCAGCUUCUAAGAAACCUGCCACAGCUCUUCCGUCAGCACAGCAAAAAAAUUCCAGUGGAGGAUCUAAACUGACAGCAGCGAUGGCCAAGUCUAAGAAACCAGUAAAAAUUGAAACGCCGGACAGUGAGAGCUCAGAGGAGGACUUUGAAAGUGAUGAGGAGCCAUCUUCUAUGAUUCAAAUGCUGAUUCAGAGAGCAGUGAAUCUUCUGAUAAAGAGCAGAUGCAGUUAUUUAAAAACCACUAGUAUUGACCUCACGUGUAUCUUCUACACACCAAAAAAGGCUGAGAGUGGGAUUACCGGUUCAGUGAAGCUGUCGGGUUGUCUUGCUUUGCUCAUUAUAACUAGCGCAUUACUGAAAGCCACCCCACCACCUGCAGCCAAAUUCACAGUGUAUCCAGCAGUUGUGGCCAAGCAGAAGGCAGGCGGCCCCACCAAGCCAGUCCCAAGCACAAAGUUGGCAGCAGCAAACCAAGAAACAUCAGAUAGCAGUGAAUCAUCAGAUGGUCAGGAAGAGCAUACUGGAGCACAGAAACCUGAGUUGAGAAUUGAGGCAAAGCAGAAAAAAAAACCAAUUUCUGCUCCCUUAUUGACUUCUACUCCAUAUGGCACCACUUCUUCUAAGGAAAUAAGUGCCGUGCCUGCACCAGUAAUGAAAAAGCUAGCUGCGGAGAGUAGUGAUACUGAGAGUGAUGAAGAAAAAACCAUGCCGGUUAAUACUUCCAUACCAACUGCAGUGAAAACAGUUCAGCCAAAAGUCUCUGCAAAGAUGAAGACCCCUAGUGUGAGGAGUCCUGUGCCUGGUAAAACAAACACCAGUAGCCUACAAAAACAGAAACAACCCGAUCCCAAGAGCUCGAGUGAUUCUUCAGAUAGUGAGGAGGAAUCCGCAGUCAUGAAGGUAGCUACUCCUGCCACUGUAAAGGUGAAACAAGGACACCAGACUGGCAAGGUGGUAAAGACUCCACUAUCUCCUAAUCCUCUACCUGGCAAGACUAAUUGUACAAGCAUGGCUAAAACACCCUUGCAGGCACGUGAUGAAAGUUCCAGUGACACUUCAGAAAGUGACGAGGAUACAGCUGAGAAGGUACCAAAUAAAGGCACUCCAAAGGCAGCAGAACAUCUGGUGAGUUCUCCACUGCCAGCUAAAGAAGUGAAGGGAAAGACCAGAAGUCUGACCCAAAGUCCAGCGGUCCAGAAGCCUGCCACUGCUAACAUCUCAAGCAGCUCUUCAGAGAGUGAUGAGGAGCCUGCUAUAAAGUCUCCUGCAGCAACUAAAAAAAACCUGUCACAGUCUAGUGUUGGGAAGACUACAACGCCAACUACAAUGUUACAGAAGAAGCAAGAGAGCAGUUCGGAGGAGAGUGACUCUGAUGAAGAGGAGUCUUUAAAAAAGGUAACAGCCAGUGCUGGAAAAACACAGAAGCAAACUGAGCUAACAAUCAGGCAUACAAAACUGAAGUCCCCAUCACCAGCUAAGAGCCCUGUUGUGACUAAACCUGAUGACAGCUCUGAUGAAACUUCUUCAGACAGUGGAGAUGACUUGCCUGCUCAGGGUAAAGGUGAUGCAACUAGAAGUCUCGCAUCGAGCCAGAAGCUUGUUGGCAAAAUGUCAAGCAUCGCCUCUCCUCAAAAUUACACCUCCUACGAUAACCUCUCCAAAAAGACGGCGUAG
Nanorana parkeri is the source of this 2787-nucleotide messenger RNA. RefSeq names its product treacle ribosome biogenesis factor 1 (gene TCOF1). The record is from RefSeq and is a predicted model, not a curated record. Lineage: Eukaryota; Metazoa; Chordata; Amphibia; Anura; Dicroglossidae. The transcript has 18 exons. The coding region runs from base 1 to 2787 and encodes 928 amino acids.